Molecule: messenger RNA, 2145 nt
Organism: Grosmannia clavigera kw1407
Lineage: Eukaryota; Fungi; Ascomycota; Sordariomycetes; Ophiostomatales; Ophiostomataceae
Product: GTP-binding protein guf1
Exons: 1
Coding region: 1-2145 (714 amino acids)
Biological process (GO): positive regulation of translation
Cellular component (GO): mitochondrion
Molecular function (GO): GTPase activity; GTP binding; mitochondrial ribosome binding
Source: RefSeq, a predicted model, not a curated record
AUGCGGCCAUGUGUGCGGCUGCUGCAGUCUGCCAUCCUCCGAAAGCAGCGAGCGUUGCCAUGUCUAGUGCGCGGAAGCAGAGCCGCCUGGCGGGGAAGCGUCUAUGACGGGCGAGCACUGAGGAGCGUGCCAUGGCAGCGGUGGAUGCAGUCUGCAAAGGCAGACAUGCCCGAGGCGGCCGUGUCUGCGGACCUGUCUGCAGAGACUUUGACAGAGCCGACAGCAGAGACAACACCACGACGACAAACAGUGUCUCGGAUCCCGGCAGAGCUGGAGCAGCGGAUUUCGGCGAUUCCGAUGGAGCGGUUUCGCAACUUCUGCAUUGUGGCGCACAUUGAUCACGGCAAGAGCACGCUGAGCGACCGGCUGCUGGAAGUGACAGGGACGAUUUCAGCGGGAGGGGACAACAAACAGAUCUUGGACAAGCUGGACGUGGAGCGCGAGCGGGGGAUCACGGUGAAGGCACAGACAUGCAGCAUGGUGUACCGCUACAAGGGGCUGGACUACCUGCUGCACCUGGUAGACACACCAGGUCACGUGGACUUCCGGGCGGAGGUGACGCGGUCAUACGCGAGCUGCGGCGGAGCAGUGCUACUGGUGGACGCAUCACAGGGCGUGCAGGCGCAAACGGUAGCCAACUUUUACCACGCGUUUGCACAGGGGUUGGCGCUAGUGCCGGUGGUGAACAAGGUAGACCUUCCGACAGCAGACGUGGCGCGGGCGCUACAGCAGCUGCGGGACACGUUUGAGCUGGACGUGGACCCAGAGACAGGACGAGGAGCAGUGCUGGUAAGCGCCAAGACGGGGCGAAACGUGGAAGCAGUUCUGCGGGCAGUGGUGGAGCGGGUGCCACCGCCAGUGGGCGACGCAAAAGGGGUGCUGCGGAUGCUGCUGGUGGACUCGUGGUACGACAGCUUCCGGGGGGUGGUGCUGCUGGUGCGGGUCUUCGACGGGACAGUACGAAGCGGCGACGUGUUGGCAUCUCUGGCGACGGGACGGCGCUACACGGUGGGCGAGGUGGGCAUCCAAUUUCCCGAUGGAGUAGCACAGCCGGAGCUGCGAGCCGGGCAGGUAGGCUAUCUCUUUUUCAACCCAGGCAUGAAGCAGAUACAAGACGCCAAGAUCGGCGACACGUUCACGACGGCACGAGCAAGCGAUGAGGGCUUGGUGGCGCCGCUGCCGGGAUUCGAGGAGCCGAAGCCGAUGGUGUUUGUGGCAGCCUUUCCGACAGACCAAGGCGACCACGGGCGGCUGGCCGACAGCAUCAGCCAGCUGGUGCUCAACGACCGGAGCAUCACGCUGCAGAAGGACCACUCGGAGGCGCUGGGGGCAGGCUGGCGGCUGGGCUUUCUGGGGAGCUUGCACUGCUCGGUCUUCCAGGACCGGUUACGCCAGGAGCACGGGGCGAGCGUGAUCAUCACGGAGCCGGCAGUGCCGACGCGGGUGCGAUGGCGUGACGGGCGCGAGCAGGUGCUGACGAGCGCGGCUGAGUUCCCCGACGCAGACGAGCCGCGAGCCCGUGGCGCCACGUUUGAGGAGCCAUUUGUGACGGCGACGAUCACGGUACCGGAGGCGUAUCUCGGGCGGGUGAUCACGCUGUGCGAGGCCAGUCGGGGCGAGCAGCUGGGCCUGGAGUUUAUGGGCGGUCGCGGUGGCGCGACGGCAAACCAGCAGGUCAUCCUGCGAUAUGCACUGCCGGCGAUGGCGCUGGUGGACGAUCUCUUUGGGCGACUCAAGGGCGCAUCGCGCGGCUAUGCCACGCUCGACUACGAGGACGCGGGCUGGCGGUCGAGCGACCUGGCCAAGCUGCAGCUGCUGGUCAACAAGAAGGCCGUCGAUGCGGUCGCCCGGGUGCUGCACCGGUCACAGCUCGAGCGCGUUGGCCGGCGAUGGGUGACGCGCUUCAAGGAACACGUGGACCGGCAGAUGUUUGAGGUGGUCAUUCAGGCGGCCGUCGGCCACCGGAUCGUCGCGCGCGAGACCAUCAAACCCUUCCGCAAGGACGUGCUGGCGAAGCUGCACGCGGCUGACGUGUCGCGACGGCGCAAACUGCUGGAGAAGCAAAAGGUCGGCCGGAAACGGCUGACGGCCGUCGGCAACGUGACGAUUGAGCAGAGCGCAUUCCAGAAGUUCCUGAGCAAGUGA